UCCUUUUUAUCCCAAAGAACCAAAUUAUGGAAUUGCUUCUGCCAUCACUGACUCAUUCUUUGUUUUGUAAAAGUCGUGUCUUAAACUAAAAUUCACGACCAACAUGAAUCACCGUCAUCUAACAAGACAUUACAACUUUUUUAUGGUCUAACUACGAACUAUGAAUGAUAGUAUCUAAAUACAACAAGUUGGCGUUGAGGAUGACUGUUAUUGCGGGAUCAAGCUUAUGUCGUUUUACCAAAAAGCUAUUCUCAUUCUUUCACACCAGUAUGACAUUCCCUCAGUCUAUGAUUAGGUGGAUUAAAACACAAAUACCUGUCUACACACGAGCGAUAAGAUACCCAUUAGUUUUCCCACGAAGGCUUAUAUUGGGCGAACAAAA
Molecule: messenger RNA, 382 nt
Organism: Mucor mucedo
Lineage: Eukaryota; Fungi; Mucoromycota; Mucoromycetes; Mucorales; Mucoraceae
Exons: 2
Source: RefSeq, a predicted model, not a curated record